This is a messenger RNA of Trypanosoma rangeli, 1902 nucleotides long. RefSeq lists its product as uncharacterized. The transcript has a single exon. NCBI's taxonomy places the organism in Eukaryota, Euglenozoa, Kinetoplastea, Trypanosomatida, Trypanosomatidae. The coding region runs from base 1 to 1902 and encodes 633 amino acids. The record is from RefSeq and is a predicted model, not a curated record.
AUGUCAUCUCCUGUGACUGAGUCUGUAGGUGCGCUACGGACGGGUGAUAUUGUGCUAAUGGAUCGCAGGUGCAUGGCGAUGCGUCAUCCUGUAGGAAUGGUCAUCUGUCUCCUCAACAAAACGGAGUGUCGUUUUGACCACGUCGCAAUGAUCAUGAAACUCAGUGAGGAGGAACUGCGGGAGGAGGGUCAAACGAGUAUUGUGAGUACCACGGGUUCAAUCUCACCCUCCGGCACGUAUGUGCUAGAGACCAAUCUUAACGGUAUCACCUUGAGAUCGCUAGAACACCGUGUUGCAAGGUCUUCAGCAAAACAAAUAUCGGUCAGGUUAUUGCACAUGGAGGGGGAUCGUUCACAGGCGGAAAAGGUUAUGCUGGAGCAUUUAAAGACGGUGCCGAAACACCCCUACAAGAAUAGCUUUUUUGAAUUUUUGCCUUCCUUUUUUAGUACGCCAGACAAAAUGGAUCGCGUAAAGGCCGCGCACAAAAUACACCUCCUCGCCAAGGAAAUAGCGAGCAUUGACGCUCUUAAAUCUGAUAAAUGUUCAACAGAAGACGCUGCCAUUUUACGCCGCCUACGACAGAUUUACAUUGAUGCCGCAGUGUUUCUUGGAGAUGUGUAUUUCCCGCAUUUGAAAAGAUUGGACAAGAAGGAAGUUGCUCCUAUCGAUUGGAGCGAGGGUCACUUUGCGGUGGACGGCAAUAAUACGGACCACGGUGUCUUUUGUUCCGAACUUAUUGUACGCUUGUGGCAGGGAGUUGGGAUGGUGACUGGAUUUCCUCCUGCGUCUUCGUUUCGUCCGUUGGAUUUUUUAGAUGAUGCUCGAUUUAAUUUUUUGGGUCCUACAAGGUUCGUUGGAAGCAUCCUUCCUCUAACCAAAGGGGGAUCUGCCCCCGUUCUGAUGUGGCGUGAUGCUGAAGAGGAGCCAAAAACGGUCGCGGGGCGGUUGAAUUUUUACCGUCGUGUGACCGGCGAUGUCUCCCUUGAAAAAGGGUUGAUGUCCAUGCGUCACUGGUUGAUUCAGUCAAACACACAUCAAGCGGUAAGCAACGACCUGGGCAUUAAUUUGUUUUCUAUAGGUGUCUUGUUUGCGCUCGCUGGAUGGUUUCUUGCGCCUCUUCGCCUACGAUGGAUUGAGUGCCAAUUGGGGGUCACGCUGCGUCGCGGUGGGAUGUGGUCGUUAGCGGUGGGGUUUCUGGUACGAGAUCUCUGCUGCGCCAUGACACAGACACUUACCGCCUGCAUCACCCUGCGUUGUAUCUCCCCACCUCAACUCGAUUCGGUAUCCCCCUCAACUUUGUUGGGGCCCCCGUUGUUUGUGUCCAACUUGUUUGACACCCGUCACCCGUACUAUCACGUCUGCGCGGUGCUGCUAACUGUAAAUGCGGUGGCCCAUCUAACGACAACACCGUUACUAAACGCGGUGGUGGCACACCACUUUGGUCCUGUUAGGCCUCGUCCCUGGCCACUCCGCACCCUCAUGCGAGGCGUCGUCUCUCUGUGGCCGAUGGCUAUUCUGUUACCGUACCAGGCCGCUUGGACAACUUGGUAUGAAACUGCCGGCUCAGCGUUUAUUCCAACACCUUCUUCCCUUCUGCGUCGAAGAUGCGAUUUGCUGGAUACAAACGAGUGGCGGCAUUUCAAAUAUGAAGCCAUAGCUGGGGCUUUUGCAGCUACUACUUUCCUGGAUCUUGUUUUUUACCCGCUUCAAACCCGCUGCCGGCGUUCAUUUAUUUCGGAACUUUAUCGACCUGCACCAUCACCAAGCUGCGGAAGUCGACUCUACGCCGGGUACAGUUUUCGUUUUGCCGGUAACAUUAUAACCAUGGUAACUACGACGAUAUUUUUUCUUUUUUGGGAGUACUCUAAAAGAACAAAUGUGGUCCAAUGUAUCGUCUUGUAG